Oenanthe melanoleuca is the source of this 5107-nucleotide messenger RNA. RefSeq lists its product as uncharacterized. The coding region runs from base 38 to 5107 and encodes 1689 amino acids. The record is from RefSeq and is a predicted model, not a curated record. Gene Ontology annotation, biological process: regulation of cell population proliferation. Lineage: Eukaryota; Metazoa; Chordata; Aves; Passeriformes; Muscicapidae. The transcript has 33 exons.
UCUUUGUACCUGCAGGAGCAUCAGCUCUGCAGUCAGGAUGAAUCUCCCUAUUUUGACUGCAGUCCUUCUUGGACUCGUCCUGAAUCCAGCCCUUGCUGAUUACUCUCAGCAGCAGCAGACAAAUCAAAACCAGCAAAUCAUCUUUGGUGGAGACUCCCAAAUCACUAUCACCGGUAUCGCACAAAGCGUGAAGAUCAACAGUCAAACAAGAGUGGCAGUCAUUGAACAAAAGAGCAAAAAUUUAUCAUGGAAAACGAUAUGGAACUACAACAGGGGUGUCAUUGCAACCAAAGUCAUGCAACAGAACACCUGCUACAUUUCCAUCAUGAACAGAAGCGAGAUGCCCAGCUUUGAUAAUCUGGCACGCCUGGCACAAGAGAGCAGGAACAUGCUCGGUUUUGGAAGGCCUCACAAGAAGAUCACCUUUGUCACCAGUGGAUUGGUCAACAACCUCAGGAAUUACGGAAUAGACAUCACCGCUAUGUGCAGUGGACUCACCACCUACAUGGCUUACGAAGUUCACACCUUCCAAGGACCCCAGGUGACUCUGGGAUCUUGCAUUACCCUCGAUGUCCUGAGAGCUGUGGAGCUUCAGUACUGCAUUGGCAAUGGCAGUGUCAAUUUCCCGACUCAGCAGAUUCCAGGCGGCAUUUUCAACAACACGCAAGUCAUCAUUGGUGGCCAGUCCCAAUUUGUGACCCUCAACAGGCAAUGGCGCGUGGCAGUCAUUGAGCAAAUGAGCGGCGGCGGGUCCUGGAAAACCAUCUGGAACUACAACACGGGCGUCAUUGCAACCAAAGUCACGCAACAGAACACCUGCUACAUUUCCAUCAUGAACAGAAGCGAGAUGCCCCGCUUUGAUAAUCUGGCACGCCUGGCACAAGAGAGCAGGAACCUGCUCGGCCUUGGAAGAGCAACCAGGAAGAUCACCUUUGUCACUAGAGGAUUGGUCAACAACCUCAGGAAUUAUGGAAUAGACAUCACCGCUAUGUGCAGUGGACUCACCACCUACAUGGCUUACGAAGUUCACACCUUCCAAGGACCCCAGGAGACUCUGGGAUCCUGCAUUACCCUCGAUGUCCUGAGAGCUGUGGAGCUUCAGUACUGCAAUAGCUAUGGCAAUUGGAAUGGCAACUGGAAUGGCAACUGGAAUGGCAACGGCAAUGGCAACUGGAAUGGCAACUGGAAUGGCAAUUGGAAUGGCGGUUGGAAUGGCAACAGCAAUUGGAAUGGCGGUUGGAAUGGCGGCAACAAUUGGAAUGGUGGCUGGAAUGGUGGCUGGAACGGCGGUAACAACUGGAAUGGCGGCUGGAACAACGGCAACAACUGGAAUGGCGGUUGGAACGGCGGCUGGAACAAUGGUAACAAUUGGAAUGGCGGCAUCAACUGGAAUGGCGGUAUCAACUGGAAUGGCGGUUGGAACGGCGGUUGGAAUGGCGGUAACAUUUGGAAUGGCAGCGGCAUUUGGAAUGGCAAUUGGAGUGGCAACGGACAGCAGAUUCCAGGCGGUAUCUUCAACAACACACAAGUCAUCAUUGGUGGCCAGUCCCAAAUUGUGACCAUCAACAGGCAAUGGCGCGUGGCAGUCAUUGAGCAAAUGAGCGGCGGCGGGUCCUGGAAAACCAUCUUGAACUACAACACGGGCGUCAUUGCAACCAAAGUCACGCAACAGAACACCUGCUACAUUUCCAUCAUGAACAGAAGCGAGAUGCCCAGCUUUGAUAAUCUGGCACGCCUGGCACAAGAGAGCAGGAACAUGCUCGGUUUUGGAAGGCCUCACAAGAAGAUCACCUUUGUCACCAGUGGAUUGGUCAACAACCUCAGGAAUUACGGAAUAGACAUCACCGCUAUGUGCAGUGGACUCACCACCUACAUGGCUUACGAAGUUCACACCUUCCAAGGACCCCAGGUGACUCUGGGAUCUUGCAUUACCCUCGAUGUCCUGAGAGCUGUGGAGCUUCAGUACUGCAUUGGCAAUGGCAGUGUCAAUUUCCCGACUCAGCAGAUUCCAGGCGGCAUUUUCAACAACACGCAAGUCAUCAUUGGUGGCCAGUCCCAAUUUGUGACCCUCAACAGGCAAUGGCGCGUGGCAGUCAUUGAGCAAAUGAGCGGCGGCGGGUCCUGGAAAACCAUCUGGAACUACAACACGGGCGUCAUUGCAACCAAAGUCACGCAACAGAACACCUGCUACAUUUCCAUCAUGAACAGAAGCGAGAUGCCCCGCUUUGAUAAUCUGGCACGCCUGGCACAAGAGAGCAGGAACCUGCUCGGCCUUGGAAGAGCAACCAGGAAGAUCACCUUUGUCACUAGAGGAUUGGUCAACAACCUCAGGAAUUACGGAAUAGACAUCACCGCUAUGUGCAGUGGACUCACCACCUACAUGGCUUACGAAGUUCACACCUUCCAAGGACCCCAGGAGACUCUGGGAUCCUGCAUUACCCUCGAUGUCCUGAGAGCUGUGGAGCUUCAGUACUGCAAUAGCUAUGGCAAUUGGAAUGGCAAUUGGAAUGGCAACUGGAAUGGCAACGGCAAUGGCAACUGGAAUGGCAACUGGAAUGGCAAUUGGAAUGGCGGUUGGAAUGGCAACAGCAAUUGGAAUGGCGGUUGGAAUGGCGGCAACAAUUGGAAUGGUGGCUGGAAUGGUGGCUGGAACGGCGGUAACAACUGGAAUGGCGGCUGGAACAACGGCAACAACUGGAAUGGCGGUUGGAACGGCGGCUGGAACAAUGGUAACAAUUGGAAUGGCGGCAUCAACUGGAAUGGCGGUAUCAACUGGAAUGGCGGUUGGAACGGCGGUUGGAAUGGCGGUAACAUUUGGAAUGGCAGCGGCAUUUGGAAUGGCAAUUGGAGUGGCAACGGACAGAUUCCAGGCGGUAUCUUCAACAACACGCAAGUCAUCAUUGGUGGCCAGUCCCAAAUUGUGACCAUCAACAGGCAAUGGCGCGUGGCAGUCAUUGAGCAAAUGAGCGGCGGCGGGUCCUGGAAAACCAUCUUGAACUACAACACGGGCGUCAUUGCAACCAAAGUCACGCAACAGAACACCUGCUACAUUUCCAUCAUGAACAGAAGCGAGAUGCCCAGCUUUGAUAAUUUGGCACGCCUGGCACAAGAGAGCAGGAACAUGCUCGGUUUUGGAAGGCCUCACAAGAAGAUCACCUUUGUCACCAGUGGAUUGGUCAACAACCUCAGGAAUUACGGAAUAGACAUCACCGCUAUGUGCAGUGGACUCACCACCUACAUGGCUUACGAAGUUCACACCUUCCAAGGACCCCAGGUGACUCUGGGAUCUUGCAUUACCCUCGAUGUCCUGAGAGCUGUGGAGCUUCAGUACUGCAUUGGCAAUGGCAGUGUCAAUUUCCCGACUCAGCAGAUUCCAGGCGGCAUUUUCAACAACACGCAAGUCAUCAUUGGUGGCCAGUCCCAAUUUGUGACCCUCAACAGGCAAUGGCGCGUGGCAGUCAUUGAGCAAAUGAGCGGCGGCGGGUCCUGGAAAACCAUCUGGAACUACAACACGGGCGUCAUUGCAACCAAAGUCACGCAACAGAACACCUGCUACAUUUCCAUCAUGAACAGAAGCGAGAUGCCCCGCUUUGAUAAUCUGGCACGCCUGGCACAAGAGAGCAGGAACAUGCUCGGUUUUGGAAGGCCUCACAAGAAGAUCACCUUUGUCACCAGUGGAUUGGUCAACAACCUCAGGAAUUACGGAAUAGACAUCACCGCUAUGUGCAGUGGACUCACCACCUACAUGGCUUACGAAGUUCACACCUUCCAAGGACCCCAGGUGACUCUGGGAUCUUGCAUUACCCUCGAUGUCCUGAGAGCUGUGGAGCUUCAGUACUGCAUUGGCAAUGGCAGUGUCAAUUUCCCGACUCAGCAGAUUCCAGGCGGCAUUUUCAACAACACGCAAGUCAUCAUUGGUGGCCAGUCCCAAUUUGUGACCCUCAACAGGCAAUGGCGCGUGGCAGUCAUUGAGCAAAUGAGCGGCGGCGGGUCCUGGAAAACCAUCUGGAACUACAACACGGGCGUCAUUGCAACCAAAGUCACGCAACAGAACACCUGCUACAUUUCCAUCAUGAACAGAAGCGAGAUGCCCCGCUUUGAUAAUCUGGCACGCCUGGCACAAGAGAGCAGGAACCUGCUCGGCCUUGGAAGAGCAACCAGGAAGAUCACCUUUGUCACUAGAGGAUUGGUCAACAACCUCAGGAAUUAUGGAAUAGACAUCACCGCUAUGUGCAGUGGACUCACCACCUACAUGGCUUACGAAGUUCACACCUUCCAAGGACCCCAGGAGACUCUGGGAUCCUGCAUUACCCUCGAUGUCCUGAGAGCUGUGGAGCUUCAGUACUGCAAUAGCUAUGGCAAUUGGAAUGGCAACUGGAAUAGCAACUGGAAUGGCAACGGCAAUGGCAACUGGAAUGGCAACUGGAAUGGCAAUUGGAAUGGCGGUUGGAAUGGCAACAGCAAUUGGAAUGGCGGUUGGAAUGGCGGCAACAAUUGGAAUGGUGGCUGGAAUGGUGGCUGGAACGGCGGUAACAACUGGAAUGGCGGCUGGAACAACGGCAACAACUGGAAUGGCGGUUGGAACGGUGGCUGGAACAAUGGUAACAAUUGGAAUGGCGGCAUCAACUGGAAUGGCGGUAUCAACUGGAAUGGCGGUUGGAACAAUGGCAACAACUGGAAUGGCGGUUGGAAUGGCGGCUGGAACAGUGGUAACAAUUGGAACGGCGGUUGGAAUGGCGGUAUCAACUGGAAUGGCGGUUGGAACGGCGGUUGGAAUGGCGGUAACAUUUGGAAUGGCAGCGGCAUUUGGAAUGGCAAUUGGAGUGGCAACGGACAGCAGAUUCCAGGCGGUAUCUUCAACAACACGCAAGUCAUCAUUGGUGGCCAGUCCCAAAUUGUGACCAUCAACAGGCAAUGGCGCGUGGCAGUCAUUGAGCAAAUGAGCGGCGGCGGGUCCUGGAAAACCAUCUUGAACUACAACACGGGCGUCAUUGCAACCAAAGUCACGCAACAGAACACCUGCUACAUUUCCAUCAUGAACAGAAGCGAGAUGCCCAGCUUUGAUAAUCUGGCACGCCUGGCACAAGAGAGCAGGACUUCUUCAUAG